Messenger RNA from Neltuma alba, 1011 nucleotides. Its product is annotated as protein BIG GRAIN 1-like C. The coding region runs from base 1 to 1011 and encodes 336 amino acids. Lineage: Eukaryota; Viridiplantae; Streptophyta; Magnoliopsida; Fabales; Fabaceae. The record is from RefSeq and is a predicted model, not a curated record. Gene Ontology annotation, biological process: auxin-activated signaling pathway. The transcript has a single exon.
AUGUGCACUGAGAGAUCCAUGCGAGACCCAGAAUCUUUCCCACAGAGAAGAAGAACCCCGUCUUUCUCCUCUAGCCUCCUUGACGCAAUUUACCGUUCGAUCGACGAGUCAAAAUCCAGUCUUGGUGAGGAUCUUGAACUGGGGGUCUCGAAAAAGAGCAAUUUCACCUAUAAACAGAGUGUGUAUAUGGAGAAAGGAGGGAAAGUGAGGAUGAAUCUUCGUCGAGCCGUUAUGAUGGAGGAUUGGAUGGAGAAACAGAGUUCUAUGUUGUUUAAUUCUUCUUCAAGCUCAUCGGAAUGUAGCUCUCGUGGUGCAGCAUUUUCAUUCUCAGAAACAGAAGCCAGCUUCAGAAAACUAAGGCCAAAGCUCAGAUCCGAGAGGACCCAGAAGCAUGAGAAGCCAAAGAAGGUGAAGCAGCCAAUUUCACCUGGAAGUCGAAUAGCUAGCUUCCUGAGCUCCAUCUUCAAUUCUGGGAAUGUGAAGAAGGCCAAGAUGUGUUAUGUUGGAGCUGUAGAAGAUGUUGGCCUUGAGAGAAAAUCAAAAUCACCAUGCUUAUCCACUUCCUCUGCUUCUUCCUUCUCGUGCAUGAGGAAAACUCCUAAAUGCCAGAAGCCCAACAAUGGCAGCGUCAAAAGAUGCGUGAGAUUUUACCCAGUUAGUGUGACCCUAGGCGAGAACGAAAACUCCCAACCGUACCACAGUGAUCCAAACAGUGUUCGGAAAUUCUCAAGAAACCCUUCAAUGAAGAAGUUGAAGAGCUGCUCUGUAGUGGCUAAGGAAAACAGAGCAGAGGCAAAACAAGCAAAUGGCGAGUUAAAUUUCAGAGGGUUUUAUGGUCGUAAUAAUGAACAUGAGGUUCAUGAAGAUGACGAUGCUUUGAGCUGUUCGAGUUCAGAUUUGUUUGAGUUGGAUCAUCUUAUAGGAACUGCAAGGUACCGAGAAGAGCUUCCUGUUUAUGAAACUACUGAUUUAGAAACCAACAAAGCCAUUGCUAAUGGUCUUCGAGUGUAG